Messenger RNA from Procambarus clarkii (red swamp crayfish), 1473 nucleotides. RefSeq lists its product as uncharacterized. NCBI's taxonomy places the organism in Eukaryota, Metazoa, Arthropoda, Malacostraca, Decapoda, Cambaridae. The record is from RefSeq and is a predicted model, not a curated record.
AUGUCCUCUCACAUCAUGUCAAUAGGACACAUGUCCUCUCACAUCAUGUCAAUAGGACACAUGUCCUCUCACAUCAUGUCAAUAAGACACAUGUCCUCUCACAAUAUGUCUAUAGGACACAUGUCAACUCACAUCAUGUCAAUAGGACACAUGUCCUCUCACAUCAUGUCAAUAGGACACAUGUCCUCUCACAUCAUGUCAACUCACAUCAUGUCAAUAGGACACAUGUCCUCUCACAAUAUGUCUAUAGGACACAUGCCAACUCACAUCAUGUCUAUAGGACACAUGUCCUCUCACAUCAUGUCAAUAGGACACAUGUCAACUCACAUCAUGUCUAUAGGACACAUGUCCUCUCACAUCAUGUCAAUAGGACACAUGUCCUCUCACAUCAUGUCUAUAGGACACAUGUCAACCCACAUCAUGUCAAUAGGACACAUGCCCUCUCCCAUCAUGUCAAUAGGACACAUGUCAACCCACAUCAUGUCAAUAGGACACAUGUCAACUCACAUCAUGUCAAUAGGACACAUGUCCUCUCACAUCAUGUCAAUAGGACACAUGUCCUCUCACAUCAUGUCAAUAGGACACAUGUCCUCUCACAUCAUGUCAAUAGGACACAUGUCCUCUCACAUCAUGUCAAUAGGACACAUGUCCUCUCACAUCAUGUCAAUAGGACACAUGUCAACUCACAUCAUGUCAAUAGGACACAUGUCCUCUCACAUCAUGUCAAUAGGACACAUGUCCUCUCACAUCAUGUCAAUAGGACACAUGUCCUCUCACAUCAUGUCUAUAGGACACAUGUCCUCUCACAUCAUGUCUAUAGGACACAUGUCCUCUCACAUUAUGUCUAUAGGACACAUGUCAACUCACAUCAUGUCAAUAGGACACAUGUCCUCUCACAUCAUGUCAAUAGGACACAUGUCAACUCACAUCAUGUCAAUAGGACACAUGUCAACCCACAUCAUGUCAAUAGGACACAUGUCCUCUCACAUCAUGUCAAUAGGACACAUGUCCUCUCACAUCAUGUCAAUAGGACACAUGUCCUCUCACAUCAUGUCAAUAGGACACAUGUCCUCUCACAUCAUGUCUAUAGGACACAUGUCCUCUCACAUCAUGUCAAUAGGACACAUGUCCUCUCACAUCAUGUCUAUAGGACACAUGUCCUCUCACAUCAUGUCAAUAGGACACAUGUCCUCUCACAUCAUGCCAAUAGGACACAUGUCCUCUCACAUCAUGUCAAUAGGACACAUGUCCUCUCACAUCAUGCCAAUAGGACACAUGUCCUCUCACAUCAUGUCAAUAGGACACAUGUCAUCUCACAUCAUGUCAAUAGGACACAUGUCCUCUCACAUCAUGUCUAUAGGACACAUGUCCUCUCACAUCAUGUCAAUAGGACACAUGUCCUCUCACAUCAUGUCUAUAGGACACAUGUCCUCUCACAUCAUGUCAACAGUACCGCUGGAGCCCCUUGUAUGA